This is a messenger RNA of Neltuma alba, 1374 nucleotides long. RefSeq names its product GTPase-activating protein GYP7-like. Gene Ontology annotation, biological process: activation of GTPase activity. The transcript has 11 exons. The record is from RefSeq and is a predicted model, not a curated record. NCBI's taxonomy places the organism in Eukaryota, Viridiplantae, Streptophyta, Magnoliopsida, Fabales, Fabaceae. Gene Ontology annotation, molecular function: GTPase activator activity. The coding region runs from base 1 to 1374 and encodes 457 amino acids.
AUGUGGAGAUCAGACGGUGGAGAAGCAGCUGAUUCUUACUAUGAAAUCCGGCCUGAGUGUAUCGAUGACGUCCCCAAGACACGAUUUAAGAUCAAGGCUGGAAAAACGCUAAGUGUCAGAAAAUGGCAGGCCGCAUUUAAUCCAGAUGGAUAUCUCGAUAUAGGCAAGACACUGGGGCGAAUCCAACGUGGGGGAAUACAUCCAUCAAUCAGAGGAGAAGUUUGGGAAUUCCUACUUGGCUGCUAUGACCCAAAUAGUUCAACAGAAGAAAGAAAUCAGAUAAGACAGCGCCGAAGGGUUCAAUACAAUACGUGGAAGGAAGUAUGCCACCAAUUGUUUCCUCUGAUAGGAAGUGGUAAAUUCAUCACAGCACCCGUAAUAACUGAAGAGGGCCAACCCAUUCAAGAUCCAUUAGUGCUCUUAGAAACAAACCCAGGAAAUGGCGCAGUUUUGCCUCCUCCUGAUAAUGCAGCUUCUGCUGCAAGUUCAGAAGCCGCAAAUAACUUAGAAAUGGUCACCGACAAGAGAAUUAUUCAGUGGAUGUUAACUCUCCAUCAAAUAGGACUCGACGUGCUUCGCACUGAUAGGACUUUGGUAUUUUAUGAGAAGCAAGAAAACUUGGCAAAAUUAUGGGAUAUUCUGGCCGUUUAUGCUUGGGUCGAUACAGAUGUUGGUUACUGUCAAGGAAUGAGUGAUCUAUGCUCCCCCAUGAUAAUGCUGUUGGAAGAUGAAGGUGAUGCGUUUUGGUGCUUUGAACGUCUCAUGCGCAGAUUGCGAGGGAAUUUCAGAUGUACUGAUAGCUCCGUGGGUGUGGAGUCACAACUCAGUACUUUGGCUUCAAUUACUCAAGUCCUUGAUCCAAAACUCCAUGAACAUUUGGAGCAUCUAGGUGGAGGUGAUUAUCUGUUUGCUUUCCGAAUGCUUAUGGUUUUGUUUCGUCGAGAGUUCUCUUUUUGUGAUUCUCUCUACCUUUGGGAGAUGAUGUGGGCUUUAGAGUAUGAUCCAGACUUGUUCAUGAUGUACGAAGAGCCAGAUUCAGAUAGUGAGAAGCCUGAGGAAUUGAAGAGGAAAGCAAAGUCCAAGAGCCAGUGUGGGAAAUACGAGAGAGAGAAACUGAAGAAUCACUCGGAAGCUCCUCUUCCCAUCUCUGUCUUCCUCGUUGCCAGUGUCUUGAAAGAUAAGAGCGCUAAACUCCUUACUGAGGCUCGAGGCCUUGACGACGUCGUCAAGAUAUUGAAUGACAUGACUGGCAAUCUAGAUGCAAAGAAGGCUUGCACAGGAGCCAUGAAACUCCACAAAAAAUAUUUGAAAAAGGUUGUAUAUUCUCUAUCACUUGUGCCAAAGAAGAGUAGUAGUACGGAGCAUAGUUCUUGA